AAUUUCCAAGAUUCCCCAAAAAAGCCUUUAACCUAACCAACUUACUUAUAUACAGCCUCAUCGUCUCUAAGCUCAACAACAAUCACAUUCUUCUCCAAAAGAAAACAAAUCUCUCUCCCUAUUUCUCUCCUCUGCUUCACCACCAAAAAGCAUCUUCUUCUCUCGUCUUCUCCGGUUAAACUAAAAUCUGUGUGAAUCGUUUGUGAAUGGUGGAAACUAAUCCGAUCGGUGGUAAGUUUACGCUCUCCCUUUCCAUCAAAAGGGCGAGCUUUUUCCUUCCUCUCUCGACAUCCUCUGUUUUCGCUUUCGGAUCUUGCAAAGAAGGCUGGUACUUUCGCUGCCUUGGCCUCGACCCGUGAACGAUUCACCCCAAAUUUUCACACCCAAGAACCCUAAUUUCCUAAAAAAGGGUUCUUUUUUGAUUCUCUGUUACUUGUGAGAUUUGCUCUGUUUUUUGUUCUCUCUUGAAAAAAAAAAGUUUUCGAAGAUGUUGCUCUACAACAAGCAGAAGAAGAACCAAAACGCUAAAGGGAAUAGAAUUCUCAUUAGCGUUACGGUUUUGGGUAGUGCCGGUCCGAUCCGGUUUGUUGCUUUUGAAGAUGAUCUUGUUGCUUCUGUUAUCGAUACUGCUCUUAAAUGUUACGCUCGUGAAGGUCGUCUUCCACUUCUUGGAUCUGAUUUCAAUGAUUUUCUUCUUUAUUGUCCUAUGGUUGGACCUGAAGCUUUAACCACAUGGAAUGCAAUUGGAUCGCUUGGAGCAAGGAACUUUAUGUUGUGUAGGAAACCAGAAGAGAAGAAGGUUGAGGAAAGUAAUGGAAGAUCUAACUCUAACAUUAAUGGAGCAAGAAAAGGUGGAAGCUUGAAGGCCUGGAUCAACAAAUCCUUCAAUCUCAAAGUCCCAAGCCAUUAAGAUUAUGUUUCUUCUCUUUUAUGAAACAAUAAGACCAAUCUUUGUUUUAUUAUUAUGUUUUCUUUGUUUCUGUUUUUUUUUGGUUUUGAAUUAUGAUUUUGAUUCCAAAGUUUGUUCUUUUCAUCUUUCAUUCAUGAAUAAAAGUAUCAAAUUCUUCUCUGCUUCAA
Molecule: messenger RNA, 1077 nt
Organism: Arabidopsis lyrata subsp. lyrata
Lineage: Eukaryota; Viridiplantae; Streptophyta; Magnoliopsida; Brassicales; Brassicaceae
Exons: 2
Coding region: 488-910 (140 amino acids)
Source: RefSeq, a predicted model, not a curated record